GCUCGGGCUACUCGCCGGACGCCUCUGGAGCGCCUUCUCCGGGGAGGCGUCGCCGAUGCUCCCUCAGCCGCAGGAGCCGUGGGUCGCCUCCCUCGAGGCCCUGCUGCAGCCCGCCGGGCCCGCAGCGCUCGCGGGGCACUCGGUGUGCAUCGUGGUGGCCGUGCUGCUUCACAGCCGCGGCCGCGCCGACAGCCUGGCGCAGCCCGUCGGUGGCCUGCUAGGCUUCGUCGCGGUCACGGCGCUGCUGGCGCUGGUCGGCUUGGUCCCCGCCUGCCAGGGGCACUGCCCCGACUGGAUGCUGCCGCAGGACGACUCGCCCCUGUGGCCCUUUCUGGGCUGCGCCUUCUGGGCAGUGCUGACGGCGCUUGCGGCUGCUCGCCAGCUCAGCGUGCUGAGCGACUGGGAGGUCUUCGAGGUGCCUCGCCUUCGCUGGCGCCUCCUGACCGUUACUGCGCCCCAGUGGAUUGGGUGUUAG
Molecule: messenger RNA, 475 nt
Organism: Prorocentrum cordatum
Lineage: Eukaryota; Dinophyceae; Prorocentrales; Prorocentraceae
Source: the annotation of a GenBank genome assembly